GCGCAGUGUGCUUCCUGGACUUGAAUGGUUUGUUUACAACUUCGGAAUCGGUUCCCGCUUGUCUUGUCAACCGCAGCUAAUCUUUCAAAAACAAUCGUCCCCAAAAGCGUUUUCUAUGAAGCGGGGUGACAAUGAUUAAGACCGAGAAGGUGUUGCAUUUGAAGAGUUCCCGAGGACGGAAGGUCCGUGUGGUCCGGGAACAUUAUUUGAGAGAACAUGUUCCCUGCUACAGCUCUCUCUGUCAGGCACAAUGCGCCAACGAGGGCAAGGUGCUGUCUGGAGAGGUGACUCACUAUGUGAUGCCUGAUGCAGGCGUGGCGAGGGACUUUAUGGAGAUUCUGGAGUUUAGAGAGAUCCAGGGGAUAGUGUUCACUCAGACUGCCUGCCAGGCUGUCCAACACAGCAGAGGACGCAGGCAGUACAACCGGCUACGCAGCUUGCUGAAGGACCCCCGUCAUCACUGUAUCCUGUUUGCCAACGAGUUCCAGGAGUAUUCCUACUGCCCCAGAGAAAAGGGAGAGCCGCAGGACAAAUGGCAGACCAGGUGUGUGUACCAUGCUGCGGUGUGGUACCAUGACCACCUGGCAGGUCUGAAGCCAGUAGUGAUGAUCACUGAAGACCAGACCGCUGUGGCAGAGUACAGCAGCCUCAACUGUGGUGUCUACGUCCUCUGUACACAGGAGUACCUGCAGACGUUCUGGCCGGAGCUGCAGGCUGCCCUGGAGCUGUACUGCUCCAUCGCUCAGUCCCUGCAGGAGAAAGGGAGCGAGGGGACGGAGAGAGAGUACACUGAACACCUGCCUGCCGAGGUCCUGGAGGCUGGCAUUAAGUCUGGCCGAUACAUACAGGGUACUCUGAAUGUGAACAAGCACAGGGCCCAGCAUGAAGCCUUCGUCCGCUUUGAAGGCUCUUCUAACAAGAGCUCAGAGCUGAACAGUGAUGUGCUGGUGUGUGGGGGGAAGAAUCGUAACCGGGCGGUGCAUGGCGAUAUGGUUGCCGUGGAGCUGUUGCCGAAGGGGGAGUGGAGGGGGAGAACCACGGCCCUGACGGAGGGACAGGGGGAGGAGAAGGGAGACGAGACACAGAGCCAACCCAUGGCCACAGGUCGUGUGGUAGGGAUCCUUCAGAGGAACUGGAGGGACUAUGUCGUGACCUUUCCCCCCAAGGAGGAGACCCAAUCACAGAGCAGGAACUCCCAGCGUAUCCUGGCCACGCCCUGGGACCAACGCAUCCCUAAGAUCCGAAUCAGCACCCAACAGGCUGACAAACUACAGGAUCACCGGGUGAUAGUUCGUCUGGACUCGUGGGACAGCACCUCCCUCUACCCUAACGGACACAGUGUCAGGGUUCUGGGCCGGGCUGGGGAGCUGGAGACUGAGGUCCAAACCAUCCUCAUAGAGAACUGCAUCCACGUACCUCCUUUCUCUGAGGCACAGCUCGGUGAGAUGCCAGUGUCCUCCCCCGAGAGCCCCUGGUCAGUAGACCCCGCCGAGGUGAUUACCAGACGGGAUCUGAGACAAACCCACCUGGUGUUCAGCGUCGACCCUCGGGGCUGUGAGGACGUAGACGACACCCUGUCCAUACGCAGCCUCCCCCCCGGCCCGCGGGGGGAGAGGUUAGAGCUGGGCGUUCACAUCGCUGACGUCACACACUUCGUUAAAGAGGGGUCCCUGACAGACCUGGAGGCUCGCGCUAGGGCCACCACGUACUACCUGGCCGACCGCAGGUAUGACAUGCUGCCUGCUGUCCUCAGUGCUGACCUCUGCUCUCUGCUGGGAGGGGUGGACAGGUAUGCCAUGAGCGUCAUGUGGGACCUGGAUGCCCAGACCCUGGCGGUGAACAAGGUCUGGUACGGUCGUACACUAAUCCAAUCCUCCUACCAGCUUUACUAUGAACUGGCCCAGGCUCUGCUCAACGGAGAGGAGGCAGAGGUCCCAGAACUAGGUACCAUCAUGUUAAAUACUGCUGAAUGGAGAGGAGGCAGAGGUCCCAGAACUAGGUACCAUCAUGUUUUAAUACUGCUGAAUGGAGAGGAGACAGAGGUCCCAGAACUAGGUACCAUCAUGUUUAACAGAUGUGUUUUUAUGUUCUGGGUUUCUGUUAAUAAUUGUCUCACCCACGUGGCCAGACAGCUGCGUGCCCAGAGGGACAAGGGAGGAGCGUUGGAGCUGGAGGGGGUAGAGGUGAGGGCGCAGCUGGAUGAGGACAGGAACAUCACAGCCCUGGUGCCCAGACAGCCACUGGAGGUCCAUGAGACGGUGGCAGAGUGCAUGAUCUAUGCCAACCACUGGGUGGCCCGUAAGAUCCAGGAGAGUUUCCCCCAGCAGGCCUUGCUGCGCCACCACCCGCCCCCACGCCAGGAGUUCUUCAACCAGCUGCAGGACAGUGCCCGGGCACGCGGCUUCACCAUAGAUACCAGGUCAAACAAGGCCCUGGCUGACUCCCUGGACCGGGCCGUGGACCCCCGGGACCCGCUGGUGAACCGGCUGCUGAGGGUGAUGGCUACCAUGGCCAUGUCUAAUGCCCUCUACUUCUCUACCGGAGCCUGCCCUGUCGACCAGUACUAUCACUAUGGUCUGGCUCUGGACCGAUACACCCACUUCACCUCUCCCAUCCGUCGCUAUGCCGACAUGAUCGUCCACCGCCUGCUCACCGCAGCCAUCGCCAUGGAGAAGGGGGCGGGGCCAGCCAAGGCUUUAGCCAGUAACAAAGAGUUGGAGGAGAUGGCUCAGCAAAUCAACAACAAGAACAGGGCAGCACAGCAUGCCCAGAAGGUGUCCACAGAGCUAUUCCAGUGCCUCUACUUCAGAGACAAAGACCCAGAGACAGACGAGCGCUGUGUGGCCGACGCGGUCAUCUACACCAUCAGAGCCAACGGCAUGCUGGUCUUCAUACCACAGUAUGGCCUGAAGGGGGCAGUGUACCUGAAGAACAGAGAGGGCCAGGUGGUGAGUGAGAGACAGGAUGGAGGAUGUGACUGGCAGACUGGUUCUCUACAGAGAUACCUGGACCACAUCACUACCACUACUGCUGCUGGCACCUCAACCUUCAACCUGUUCCAACACAUCACCGUGCGUAUCUCAGUACAACUAUCACGUUGUCACUCAGACACAAUCCGUCUGGAAGUGGUCAGCAACAGGCCCCACCAGGCCCCCGAGACUCAGGUCCAGACCUCCCAGCCCCAGGGGGCUAGGGGCCGGUCCCAGCUGGUCCAGGAGGUGGUUCGGCAGGCAGAGGAGGCCUCUCAGCAGGCGGAGGAGAAGAGGGGCCGGGCCUCCAAACUGUCCACGGAGGAGAGAGAGUUCAGACAGAGUAAAUGUCCCAACCUCUACUCUCUCCUGGAGGAGGUCAGGGAGCUGGCCUUGCUGGACCUUGCUGCCUGUGGAGCAGGAGGCGGGGGGCUGGGAGCAGCCGCUCAGGCUUGUGCUACAUCAGCAUAGAUGAGGUGGAGAAGUAGGAGGAGGAACAACAGGUCUGGGAACAGCUGCUCAGCCCUGCGGUACAUCAACAUGGAUGAGAUGGUGGAGGAGCAGGGAGGAACAACAGGUCUGGGAACAGCUGCUCAGCCCUGCAGUACAUCAACAUGG
Oncorhynchus mykiss (rainbow trout) is the source of this 3587-nucleotide messenger RNA. The record is from RefSeq and is a predicted model, not a curated record. Lineage: Eukaryota; Metazoa; Chordata; Actinopteri; Salmoniformes; Salmonidae.